Aspergillus versicolor CBS 583.65 is the source of this 1221-nucleotide messenger RNA. Its product is annotated as zinc-binding alcohol dehydrogenase family protein. The record is from RefSeq and is a predicted model, not a curated record. NCBI's taxonomy places the organism in Eukaryota, Fungi, Ascomycota, Eurotiomycetes, Eurotiales, Aspergillaceae. The transcript has 3 exons. Gene Ontology annotation, molecular function: oxidoreductase activity, acting on NAD(P)H. The coding region runs from base 108 to 1121 and encodes 337 amino acids.
CUCGUAUUGUAGGCUGUCCUGACGUCAUGGCAGCCGACUACAUAUUCGCAACUAUCUGCCCUUUUGAAAAUAGUUAACCAGCACAAUCAAAAAAGAAUAGCGGAAUAAUGUCUCCAAUGAAUAGCGCCGCCUGGAGCACAGAGCCAAAGGGCGAUCUGAAAGUCCUGGCUGCUCCAUACCACAUGCCCGCCCUCGAUGAAGUCGUUAUCAAGAAUCAUGCCAUCGCAAUCCAGCCCCUGGACGCCAACAUCCGCGCAAAAGCAUACAUGGACGUACCCUACCCCAUGAUCCUCGGAACCAGCGUCGCAGGCACCGUAGAAGAAGUCGGGUCGGCCGUAGCGGGGUUCAAGAUCGGCGACCGCGUCGUCUCAGAUACACCGACGUACCACCUCAAAGACACCAAGUACGGCGGGUGGCAGAAAUACGUCGUGAGCAAGGAGGGGACCACGGCGGGGAUUCCGGAACGUGCCUCGUUUGAGGAUGCGGUUGCGAUUCCGUUUGCGCUAUUGACGGCGGUUGCUGCGCUGAAUUUGAAAUUGGGGAUUGGGAAGCCCGGGGAUAAUAAACAGGGGAAGGUGUUGAUCUGGGGAGCGAGUGGGAGUGUUGGGGGUUAUGCGGUGCAGUAUGCUUCUAGUGUCGGGUAUACCGUGAUAGCAACAGCCUCGACUGCCAAGUUCGACUACGUGCGCAGUCUCGGCGCUUCAGAGGUGGUCGACUACAAAGACUCAGACGCUGUGUCGAAACUGAAGCAGCUGGGGCCGUAUGACUUUGCUAUGAGUGCCUCUGGGGACGCAAAGAGUGCCAACGCCAUCAGCGAGCUGCUCCAGCCAAAGGGCGGCACGUUUGCAUCCACUCGGGGCAAGACGGACGAUAUGAAUCUGGCAGAUAAUGUCACCCUAGAAUAUGAUGCAUACAGUAUGACCACCCAGAAGCCGGAGAAUGCAGAGUUUUCGAAGUGGUAUUAUGGAUAUCUCUCCAAGGCUCUUGAUGGGGGUGUUACGCCUACACCGUUGGAAAAGCGGCCUGGAGGACUGGCUGCCAUCCAACAGGCCUGUGGGGAUGUAUUGGAUGGAAAGGCUUCGAAGAAGCUGGUGCUGAAUCCUCAGGAGGUGGCGCAGUAGUUUGUUUCCCUGUCUGUAGGUUUAUGUCGGUAUACUCAACCAGAUAAUGGAAGCCACCUUGCAAGCCAAUUCAAUAAGGCCCAACAGCCGUACUUCAGGG